CUGCAUCUCUGACACCGCCAGAAGCACAAUGCUGAUCCUGAAGCUCUCUCUACUCACGUUGCUGACUGUAGGUCCCGGCUUGCUUGUUUAUGCAGAGACCCAGGUGACAUGUCAAGGCGACAAUGCUGUGCUGAUAUGUGGAGAUGGUGUUUUAAAUAUCCAAAGCGUUAACUAUGGCCGAAGUGAUUCCACAACUUGUUCUGAUGGACGGCCCAGCAGUGAAAUCACCAACACCAAGUGCUGUGCAGCCUACACACUGGCUAUAGUUACAUCCAUGUGUGAAGGCAAGAGCAGCUGUGUAGUACCUGCCACAAACUCUGUCUUCUCUGACCCCUGUUUCGGCACCUACAAGUACCUUACUAUUAAUUAUUCCUGCGUGGAACUCAAGGCCAGUGUGACGUGUGAAGGCGAUGAUGCCGUGCUCACCUGUGGAGAUGAUUUUAUAACAGUCUACUGUGCUAACUACGGCCGAACUGAUUUCACCACGUGUUCCGCUGGAGCACCCAAAAACCAGAUCGCUAAAACAGACUGCUAUGCAAACAACACGUUAUCUGAGGUUAAAAACAGAUGUGAAGGCAAGAAAAAAUGUGUGGUACCUGCCACAAACUCUGUCUUCUCCGACCCCUGUUACAGCACCUACAAGUACCUGAGCAUUGGCUAUUCCUGCAGGGAUCACUAAUAACUCAAGGAAUUCUGUCAUCAUCCCCAGGGUCGUCUUCUAUCUGCACAGGGCUCAGAUCAAGUUAAAAUAUGUAACCCUGCAGUAUCCCAUCCUGCAGAGGCAUUGAUAUACUACAUAUAUUAAAUCACUGUAACGAUUGUACCUUACUUCAUUGAUGAUGACUAUAUGAGGAAUCCGCCAGAACCGCAUGACCAGCAGUUACAUAAAUGGCGCAUUUAGGUAGAUACAGAAAACAUCUC
Molecule: messenger RNA, 921 nt
Organism: Electrophorus electricus (electric eel)
Lineage: Eukaryota; Metazoa; Chordata; Actinopteri; Gymnotiformes; Gymnotidae
Product: L-rhamnose-binding lectin CSL3-like
Molecular function (GO): carbohydrate binding
Source: RefSeq, a predicted model, not a curated record